This is a messenger RNA of Chrysochloris asiatica (Cape golden mole), 849 nucleotides long. RefSeq names its product apoptosis, caspase activation inhibitor (gene AVEN). The coding region runs from base 1 to 849 and encodes 282 amino acids. The record is from RefSeq and is a predicted model, not a curated record. The transcript has 6 exons. Gene Ontology annotation, biological process: negative regulation of G2/M transition of mitotic cell cycle. NCBI's taxonomy places the organism in Eukaryota, Metazoa, Chordata, Mammalia, Afrosoricida, Chrysochloridae.
AUGAAAAGUUUACUCUGGUGUAAUGUUGAAGAUGACAGUGAUGCAGAGACUUACGGAGAAGAGAAUGAUGAACAGGGAAAUUAUUCUAAAAGAAAGAUUGUCUCUAACUGGGAUCGAUACCAAGAUACAGAAAAAGAGGUCGAUAAUGAAAGUGGAGAAUCGCAGAGGGGGACAGAUUUCAGCGUCCUCCUUAGCUCUGCAGGGGACUCCUUCUCACAGUUCCGGUUUGCUGAGGAAAAAGAGUGGGAUGGUGAAGCCUCAUGUCCAAAGCAGAACUCAGCCCUUUAUGUGGACUGUGAGGCACUGGUUCAAGCUCUCCAACAACUGCCUCUCUCACUCCGACUCAAUGUUGCUGCUGAAUUGGUCCAGACCUCCGUUCCCUUAGAGCUUCCUCAGGUGAAACCAAAGAGAAGCAAUGACAGCAGAGGGCUAGGGAUGCAGUUACAAGGGUCUCUGGGCCCUGCAGGGAGGGGAUCUGCCUCCGAGCUGAAAUCUGCUGCUACCAACUGCUCUCUGUAUCUGGGUCGAGAGAGCUCAAGACCGGGCCCUUCCAAAGCCUCUCAGAAACCUGUCUCUACACCGCAGUCUGAGCCAGCAGACCAUUUAGAAGAGGAACUCGAUCUGCUGCUUAAUUUAGAUGUGCCUGUAAAAGAAAGAGGUGACACCCUACCAGGUCAGACAUCUCAGGACCUGAAAUCGGAGAAAGACAGGAAGGUGGCCCAAGAAGAAGAAGUUCCUGUAAAACCAUCUGUGACUGAAGAAAAGAAUGUGGGAUCUGAACAACCAAGUGCAUCGAAAAAUGUUACCGAGGAAGAGCUUGAAGACUGGUUGGACAGCAUGAUUUCCUAA